GCCUCUGCCCUGUGUGCACAGAGCUUGAAUGUUCUCCUCAUGCUUCAGGGGUUUCCUCCAGGUACUCUGGUUUCCUUCCCCAGUCCAAAGACAUGCAUUGUAGGCUGAUUGGCAUUGCUAACUUGCCCAGUAUGCCUUGUGCCCUGGGUUCCCUGGGAUAGGCUCCAGGCUCUCCAGUGACCCUGUGUAGGAUAAGCAGUAUGGAAAAUGAAUAGAUGGAUGAAAUUGCUUUGACUUUUAAUUUGAUUUAAAAAAAAAAUAGGACUUUUAGUUUGAAACAUAAACUCUACCGACGUUUACCACAAUGCGGCGUAACGGUCGCCCUCUAGUGGCUAUUUGAACAGUUUCCACCAGGGCCGUAAUGGCCGGGAAAGCGCAGUAAAAUUGUAACAGGUUGAGGUGACAUUAUAAUGUUGACAUUAUAAUGAAGUCAUAAUACGACAACGUGGCCAUUUCAGUAUUGGUGAAUUAUUUUUUUGAAGUAAAUGAGUGUACUCGGCUGCGUGUUAGCUUAUCGUUAUCAUCUUCCUGCACUUCUGAAAGUGAAAGUAAAGGUGCUGUCUGAGCAGGAAAGGAGACGGUAAGAUCUAGCUGGAAGAGAAGAAGUAUGUGAACAAAUCCAUUCACAUUUUAUCCAGAGUGACUUCCAUUCCAGAGGAGCUCCAAACCAAGCAGUUGACACAUGCUCAAAGCUCCAAUAGAGUCUCUGUGGUAGUCCUGGGAUUUGAACACAUCUCCUGAUCAGAAGCUCAUGAUGGCUGACCCAGCUGCAGGCUCUGCAUGGCGUGCAUAUGGAGCUCUCCUGUUCCUGGACGUGACCCUCUGGGUGUCCCUGUGGACCGCUAUUCUGGGCUCUCAGGGUGCUUUGCUCAUGAACCUGACAUGGCUGUGGGCUUUCAGGGCUUUCAGCUGGGUUCUGCUUCACACAGUCAGUUCAGCCACCCUGGACAAGACCAUACACAGUUUUCUGAAGCCCUGGGUAGCGUUACUGUGUUUUUUACCUCCUGUGUUUGAUAUGGUGCAAACCCUAGCUCUAGGAGGGAGGUGUGGCUUUAGUCCCGUGCCCAUGCCCUCCAUGGUGGUUUUAAGUGCCAUGACUGGCACUCUGGUCCAUCUGAUAUUGGACAAGGCAUUUCCUAGUAAAAAGGUGAAGAAAGAACAAGAGGCCAGGGUCCUCCUGAUGAGAGUGAUUCACUACUCAAAACCUGACUACCUUCACCUUGGGGUGGCCUUUUUCUUCCUCAUCUUGGCUGCAUUAUUUGAAUCAACUAUACCGCACUAUGUGGGGAAAAUCAUUGAUGGUUUGAGCGGAGAAUACAAGCACGACAACUUCUUGUGGGCCAUUGCAUGCAUGUCGUUUUACUCUUUUGGAAGUUCUAUGUUCACUGGCUUGAGAGGAGGCAUGUUCAUGUGUAGCCUGAGCAGACUAAACAAGAGAAUUCGACACAUGCUGUUUCAGAACCUGAUGAAACAAGACAUAAGCUUCUUUGAAGAAAAUAAACCAGGAAGCUUGACAUCGCGGCUGGUAUCGGACACUGAUAAAAUGGGCCGCUCUAUAGCCAUGAAUGUGAAUGUGCUCCUGAGGAGUCUGGUUAAGACAUGUGGCAUGCUUGUGCAGAUGCUCAGCCUGUCCUGGCAGCUCACACUCCUUAGCUUUGUGGAAAUGCCUCUCCUUGCUGUGCUACAGAACUAUUACAACAUUCACUACCAGAAAACAUCAAGGGAGCUGCAGGACUGCCUGGCUGAAAUUGAGCAGCUGGCAUCUUCUACCAUCAAGUCUGUAAAGACAGUGCGGCGCUUCAGGGCUGAGGCUCAGGAGCUGAAGAGGUACCAGGAGGCUCUGGACAGGAAGCUUCAGAUACUGAAACGCAAGGGCAUUUUCAGUGCAGUCCACCUCCUUCUGCGCAGAUGUCUAACGUUGAGCCUGAGGGUGGCAAUGCUGCUUCUUGGUCGCCGUCUCAUCUCCUCGGGUCAGCUAAGCGGUGGGAGCCUCCUGGCUUUUGUGCUGUAUCAAAAAGACAUGUUGAGCAACAUGAGGCAAUUGGUGUAUAUCUAUGGAGACAUUCUGAACACAGUGUGGUCAGCAGAGAAGGUGUUUAAGCUGCUAGACAGAAAACCGAACAUGCAAGAAACAGGCAACUGGGUACCUGAGAAACUGGAAGGAAGAAUCACCUUUGAUAACGUCACCUUCUCUUACCCUUCCCGCCCUGAAAGGAAAGCACUUAAGUCUGUGAGUGUAGAGCUGAGUCCAGGGAAGAUGACAGCGUUGGUUGGCCCCUCCGGUGGAGGUAAAACUACCUGCGUCAGUCUGCUGCAGAGGUUUUAUGAGCCUCAGCAGGGCCGAGUGCUACUGGACAAUGAACCACUUCAUGAGUACCAACACCAGUACCUGUGCAGCCAGAUGGCAGCUGUGUCCCAGAACCCAGUGCUGUUCUCUGGCUCUGUGAAAUACAACAUUGCAUACGGCCUACGUGACUGCACCAUAGAGAGGGUGAAGGAGGCAGCGAAGAAAGCCAAUGCACAUGACUUUAUUUGCAGACUAGACGAAGGCUAUGACACAGAUGUUGGAGAGUCUGGUGGGCAGCUGUCCAUAGGACAGAAGCAGUGUAUUGCUAUAGCCAGAGUGUUGAUCAGAAAUCCAAAAAUCCUCAUUUUGGAUGAAGCUACUGGCAAAUUGGACAUCAACACUCGGCACACGGUUCAGGAAGUCCUCUCUGGCUCAAAGGGUCAGACAGUGCUGGUGGUCGCUCAUUGUCUGAAGACCAUCGAGAGAGCCGAUCACAUCGUCUACAUAGAAGAUGGGAUGGUCAUGGAGCAGGGGACGCACGAGCAGCUUAUGGCCAAAAGAGGACGAUAUUUCCAUCUUAGGGAAAAACUGUUUACAGUGGAUUCUGACCAAAACUGAGCAGAUUCAUUACUGAUAAGUAUGAAUUUGCAAGUAUCAACUAUAUGUGACAGUAAUGAGAUCAAUUUAAAAUCAUUAUUUCAACACUGUGUAUGUGUUUGUAUUAUACUUCUGAGACCUUUACACUUUCAGGCACACAGAUUUACAUUUAGAGCUCAGAGGUGGAUAAAUCCAGUAACCCAGCUGCCCAGGACAAUUGGAUUAUGUCUCUGGCCAUGAGUUAUUUUCUGGCUGUCAAAUGACUGAGUUAGCAGCUGCUAUAACAGUCACCAGCAAUUAUCACACCCAUUCAUCACCCAGAGAAAAAUCCCUGCAUAGCUGUAGCUGCAUGUACUUUUAAAUAUAACACACUCCUCUUUGUUCUUUACUGAUGAGUUGAGUUAACCUGGUAGUGCACCAGUCAAAUUUUGACUAUUGGACUAUUUUUUUUUAAUCUGUUUAAAUUCCUCAAUGGCAGGGCCGCUCAGGGUAAUGCUGUAAGGUUGCUACUUAUUCUCUAAAAAUCUCUAAAGUGUUGCUCGUAUUUUUUUUUCUCUGCCAUUUCUACUGAACAUAUGACCUACACAGAGCUCACCAUUCCACACUCUUUUCUUGGUGGAAUAUAAACUUUUGAUUGAUAAAUGUGUAUGGUAGAGCAUGGAUGUUUAAUCUACUGUUUUUGAAAAGUGUUUUAAAAAAUCACCAAAUAUUUAAAAAAAUAACAUAAAGAACUAUUGUAGUGUUUUCAGAAAACAUUGGACUAGACCAAGGAAAAAAAAAAAAACCCA
Messenger RNA from Pangasianodon hypophthalmus (striped catfish), 3672 nucleotides. It is a transcript of the gene tap2t, whose product is annotated as transporter associated with antigen processing, subunit type t, teleost specific. The coding region runs from base 752 to 2905 and encodes 717 amino acids. Gene Ontology annotation, cellular component: membrane. NCBI's taxonomy places the organism in Eukaryota, Metazoa, Chordata, Actinopteri, Siluriformes, Pangasiidae. The record is from RefSeq and is a predicted model, not a curated record. Gene Ontology annotation, biological process: transmembrane transport. The transcript has 12 exons. Gene Ontology annotation, molecular function: ABC-type oligopeptide transporter activity; ATP binding; ATP hydrolysis activity.